AAAAAACAAAAUACGUAUGUGUUCUCGAUCGGAAAUCGAACUCGCAUACACAAUACUUAAAAACUAUAUGCAGAGCUAUCCUAAUGCAGGCACCAUUUAACUGUAAACAUCUAAAGCACGAGCAAUUGCUGUCGUCUUCAUCCUCGAGACUUUCGUCGCGGCAAAACAAACGCGCGCUAGCUGCACGCUUGUAUGCAAGGCAAAACUUCACAUGCAUACACAUACCUAUAAAGGCGAUCAUGUAGAUACAUAGACGCAUACAUACAAACGAAAGCACAGCAAAGCGCUCGUGCUCAUUCUAUCUGUAACUGAACUGAGUGGGUGAUGUACGCUGCGCGCUACGUUCGAAUUUCGAAAUAAGCCGAAGAGACUGUGGGCCCCAGAUUGGUUAGUGGCUACAAGUAUUCACCCAUUCACGAUAUACUAAAUAUAAAGAAUAAAUCCGACAAACACUUAGACGAGGCAAGAUUUAAUCUAGCAACACAUAUUAUGUCAAAUGGUGUGGAAUUGAUAAUAGCCAGCCAGACAGACAAAAUUAAGCAAAUUGGUAAUAAACUUAGCCAUCUCAAUCAAAGGUUAACCAACAUCAUAUCGUUCUCAAGAAAACACUCAGAAUUUAAGAAAAAGCCAGUGACCUUUGCGCCGAGCACUCUCAUCAACCAAAUGAUAUUGGCUUUGCCAAGCAGCAGCAAGCAGGAAGAUUUUACAAUAACACAUUCAAACCCAAAGCAAAUUAUAACAAAGAGCUGUCUAACAACAUACACAUUUUAUACAACAUACCUUCAUAAUGGUAACACCACAGUUAGAAGUACGGAAAAGGUUAUAUCUAAUCGCCACACGGAGAAGCUUGAUUACAUGCCUUCUCUUUUGAACACACCCGAGCUUGUGGUUGGCAUAUUUCCAACCACGUAUCAUUACUACAACAUAAUCAGCAACACCAGCAAUGAUACCGAUAUUGUCUAUACAUCUAGUUAUACAGUGAUAAAUACAGUUACUGGACCUGAGGAUUACAUAUCAUACUUGCAGUCAUCGGAGGAAGCGACACCCUUACAGGACACAAACACAUACUACAGUCGAGUAACUCUAAGAAACUCCAUGCAGGAUCAUAAACUGAUCUUGACCGAUGAGAAUAUUUUAACCCAGGUGAUAAUCACUGAAUCAAUCCCACCUCGAGGAGAAACAAAUAUUGUUAUUUAUGCGACAAAUACAUUUUUAACAACCGUCACGGAUUUGGUGCCAGGAUCGGAUACAGAUCCGGCUUCAGGCGCCAAUCCGAUUCUUCAAUCCCAAUACAAUAAUGGGGUCAAGACAAUAAAUAACAAAUUUAAACCAUCCAUAGAAACAGUAAUAACAAAUGUUUUGUCAACCACAAGUCACAACUCGUUUUUGGUUUCGGGGCUUGGAUGUGUUAAUAACAAAAAAAAGGAAAAAGUUGAAAAAAUUAUAUGUUCAUCACUAGAAAAACAGUCGUUUCAAAAAGAUAGUUCGUUGAUUGAAUCUAUGAUAUAUCCAAAUGACACUAAAAAUAAUACAACAAAGUUAAUUGUUCGAACUAGACCCAAUUUACACAAUAAAUUUGCGGAAUACGUAUAUAACGCAACAGAUUCAAAUAUUAAAGAUGAGGAAACUACGAACAAUUAUAAUUAUACUCGAACAAGACCUUUACAAGAUGUACAAUCAUCUUCAAGCAUUGAUGAAUUAAUUGGUUCAUUGAACUUGCAACGAAUACGGCCCGUUUUAAAUGUAAUGGCCGACUUACUGCAUAAGAAUAUUAUAAGCAGACACAUAGAUCAACCAAUGUUGGCUCCAAGCUCAAGCUCCAGCAGUCAAAAGAAAAAGAAUCAAGCAACUGCAACAAGGAAUGUUCCCAUGCAAAAUGUAACAAGGAAUAUUGAAAUGCAGCCAAUUUACAUCCCUGUCCAGAUGGCAGAUGAACUGCAUUACAAUCGAAACACUGAAGAAAAUACAAAUAAAUCUGCUUCCCACUCUGAUAGCUUAAUGGAAGCAAGUCUACACACUAAAAUACCAGAAGUAGUUUUCAGUAAUAACUGGCUGAAUACUCCUACCAAACACAACGAUUUUGCGAUUUUCGAGUAUCGCAAGCAUUACGAUAAUAUGAUUCAUGAAUAUCGUAACCUUAGUCAAUAUAUUCAAUCACCAGCAACACCUGGCAAUCAGCAUCAACAAUCUAUAUUAGACAACGGUAUUGCCAUUAGACCUGGCGAAAUUAUAAAUGCAAAUGCCGAUGUUAUUAUUGGUAAGCCAAAUGGCAUUGAUGCAUCUUUUAUUGGCUAUCGUUCAAGCAUUGACAUGGCUGAGCGCAAUAUUGGUAUGCAAACAUCUUCAAAAAUGAAAGCCUGGGCGCCGUCUACAAUUCCGAUUUCACCUCCACGCAUUAUAGAGAAUAGAGCUGCACCACGCAUUGUCGGUUACACCGCAUAUAACAUAAUUCAUGUCAAUAGUCGUCCCACACGAAUUUCGAGUUCAUAUCCCAAGUACAUCACACCAUCGUCAUAUUUACUGCAAUCAUUUCCAGGAGGACUCGAACCAUCUACAACAUAUCUUAGUCUCAAUAAGCACAAUAAUAUUUACGGCUCGGAGCAUCAAAUUAGCAAUAUUAACUCGCAACUGUAUAACAAUGAAAUUGUAGAAAUCAUGCAAGUACCUCAAAUAUUCAGUACUAGAUAUCCGGCAACUAUCAGAUAUCCAUUAUCAUUUGGAAGCCAACCAUUCCGGUCUAAGUACAUGCCUAAAUCGUCAAGGGUGAUACAUCCAUCCAUUGUACCUGCCUUUUCCGCUCAUCAACUCAUCAGUUUUCAGUCAAAUGUUUUGAGCCAUAAUAUUAACAUGAACGUAUCGCCUUUAACUUUUAAUAAAGAUCAUUUGAACGAUUACCCAGUAAUUACUGAUGUUAAAGGAGGCCAACGCUUUAGCGCUUUACCGCAAAUGUCCUUGAUUCAGAUACCCCCUCACAAAUCUCGCGUCGAUGUGCAACUAACUCCACAACGUACUCAAUUAUAUCAAGAAGCUCUUGAGUUUUACAAAACUAUUCAGCCCACAACGUUCAAGCAACGUACUCAAUAUAUAUCUCAAGUUUUCAAUAAUAUCAUUGAUAGAAAUUUAAUCAGUUUCAAUGUGAACAAAAUUAACAAUACAUUAAAUUCAUCAAGAGUAGAAAAAACCCAAUCUGUUGCAAAUAAGCAAAGCAAAAACGUUAUCAAUUGGAUAGAUUCAAAUUCCAUAGCGACCAAUAAACAAUUUGUAUAUGUAAUACCAAAAAAUCGAACGAUUACAAUAAACAAACAUCCAAAUAUGUCAAAAUGGAAUAGUAGUAGUAUUUCAGAUUCUAAUCAACUACUAUCUGCAAAAAAAAAUGAAAAUAUUUUAGGUUCGUCUAUAGAUCCAUUGGAAUUUUCAACUGCAAAAGAUUUAGGAUUUUCCAUUUAUCAUCUAAAAAACAAAAACACACCAUCUAUGAAAAAUAUUUCAAACAUUUUGUAUUUGGCGACUGGCGAUGGCUUUCAUAACAACCAAUCAUUUACGUCCGAUAUAAUUUCGUCUUUUGCUCCUGCUACUCGAACUGCAGCAAUGCAAAGUAUUUGGGGUUACCAAUCGCAUAUUGCAAAUUCUUCAAUUCUGCCAUCACCAUUAACACUUCAACUUACUAGCUUAAUAAUGAUUCCAUCUAAAAUAAAAAAUCAACUCAAUUCUAAUCUGAAUAUUCGUCCAGAGAAUACAUUGUUUAGGAAAAAUUCUUUACGAUUUGAAAAGAAACAUUAUGGAUCUACGACCAGCUUAGAUAUCUGGCCAAAUAGUACACAGAAUAUACGAAUGAGCGAACCUAUAACAAAAUCGAGCGUUGAACAAUCAUUAUCUAUUUACAAGAAACCCAUUAAAGGACAAACAAAACACAAAACCUUUCUAACAAUCACUGAAUUUAAAAAAACUAUUAAAGAAAUUCCAAUAUUAUUGACUUGGAGUACAACAACGGGUACAACCACCGAUAUGAUUUCCAAUAAAAUCACACCGACGUCUUCCUAUAAUGUGUUGGCCAUUGAAAAUAGAAAUACAAGUAGAUCAAUAAGGCAAUCAAAAACCAAGGCAUCUGUGUCCAUUGAACCAUUUUUAUCGUCCACGAAAUCGAGGAUUAACAUUAAUGAUUAUAUAGAUAUUAAUUCUAACUCAAUUUCUAUAAAUCACAGUGGUAAUAUUAGUAAUCACUCAGAUAUCUUUUUGGAAUCGUCAGAGGUAAUGUUGUUUACAGGAAUAAAAAAGAACUAUGUCGCAGAUCGACUUAACACAUACUAUUCAGAAAAGAAAGUCUAUCGAAAUAAGUCAUCAGCUAGUGUAAGAGAAUCUACGACGACUACCAUAAAACAAUUGUCCAUAUUUCGAACUGCUGAACUAAACUUUCCAUUGAACACAGAUAAUACUCAUGAUAAUGGAAUUGUAAAGCCAUCGACAUUACCACUGGAAUCCUCCUUUAUUCCCAAUUCAAUCACUCGCAAUAAGGAAUACAUUUAUUCAAAGAACACAUCGCAUUCCAGUUCUAUGAAUUAUGAUAAAACUUCAAUGGAAUCGCCAGCUAAAAAUACCCAUGAAAAUGUUUUAAAAAACGUAUUGGCCAAGACAUCUUUGAUGAAUAUGGAAAAUAUCGGAUCUUCCAAUCGUCCGAACACCUUAGUUACUACAGACUAUCCAAAUAAAGUCAAUGACGUCGAUAUUAAUGAAGAUUCAAAUACAUUCUUCGAGGAAGAGACUGAAUCACACAUUCAUUUAAAUAAUAUAUUGUUAGGCGGUGUCCUUAUAGCCAUGCCGUCUAAAUUUUCAAAGGAGUCAAAUUUAAAAACCUUAAAUAAAUGCAAUCCAUCUUGCAAGUCAUCUAAGAACGAAAUAUGUUCAGCAAUAUCGGGCCAUGGAAAUCGCUGCGAAUGUCGACUUGGGUUUGUCCGAAUUUUUCCAGAUCGACCAUGCAAGCCCACAUACACUCAUGAAUUGCAUAUACCGACAAACAGAAUUGGAAGUUAUAUACUUAAUUUCAACCAGGAAUUUUUAAACGCAUCAUCAAAUCAAUUUCGAUAUUUAAGCUCGAUAAUACUCGAUGCUAUUGAUCGCAUGAUAAUGCAGUCUGAUUUGCGAGAUGAAUAUUAUGGCGUCCGUUUGAAAAAAUUCUCUGCCUCAACUAAUGAUGGUAUUAUAGCACAACUUUUAUUGCAGUUGUCUGAAAAAAGAGACGAAAAACAUAUUGAAGCAGUUUUAAAAAAAAACUUGCGUCUGAGUAACUAUAGUAUAGGUGGAACGGAUUUGCAUAUGCCCAAGGACAGUAUAAAUUCCCUCACUAUACAAGAUUUCAACGAGUGUAAACAUAAAACUUUCAAUGAUUGUUCAAUGAAUGCAACGUGCUUUAAUUUGGUGGGCAGUUAUACUUGUGUCUGCCGCGAUGGUUAUGCCGAUGAAUCGGAAAACACAAACUAUCCUGGACGCAAAUGUUCUGACAAAGUGAUUGGGUGUAAUAAGUGUAAUUAUCAUGGAAUUUGCAUAACACCAAACUUAAGUGAAAUUUCCAUUUGUGAAUGUUUUGGCUGGUAUACGGGCUCGACGUGUCAAUUAAAUUUAAAAAUACUGUUAAUCUCCCUUAUUGUCAUGAUUACAGUGAUUGUUGUCUUAAUAGCUUGCUUGCUUUUCAAUUAUGCGAAAAGAAAAGUGCCUAAUAGGGGUAACCUUAAGACUCCAUCUGAUUAUAAUCAUCCGUACAUAAUGACAUCGUCUCGUAAACUACAAUCAGAUGCCUUACCAUGGAAGCAACGCAGUAACGAGAGGCAGGCAAUUCUCAUUGACUCAAAUAGUGAAUGCAGCCACUAUUCCGAAUCAUCACAUACAAAAAACCAAAAAAAUAUCGCCAAACGACAAAGAAGGAGUCCCAUCGUCGGCAAUAACCACAAUAUUGAUUUACAUGGUUCUCAAAUAGAUGAUACAAAAGCAUCACAAAGAAAUUAUUCUCAAACGGUUAUGAUUCCAAGGGCAAAGUAUUCUCAUCCCAACGCCUUGCCACAUACACAUUUAAUGCAACAAUCGGCAGUAGCAGAGGUUGAAAAAACAUCUCUAAGGAGCAGUAAUAAAAACGUCAUUGAACUGUCUCUCGAUAAUGGUGCCUUAGUGUCUGCUGGUUUUGAGGUUUCGGCGAUUGUAAGCGACCAAGGCGUUGACUCAAACAGACUGGCACAUCAAUUCACUGAGAAUGAAUACGAAAAGACACCAUCGCAUCUUUCAAAAGUACAGAAAACUUCGGAGCAUAUUGCAAAGCCAAGCGUGGCAACAAUUGAUUGCUCUUCAGGACAGAUUCAAACGAUGGAUACUUGGAUGAAUAACAUUCACACCCAUGUCUUUGAUUUGGCGGAAUAUGAAAAAUCAGCAAUUAAGUAUACGACGGAUGUAACAGAGAAGCCGCCAUUCAAUUACUCACAUAUUAUUGGGAUGGCUAUGCUUGACUAUGGACGAGCCACUCUGCAGCAAAUAUGCGCAUGGAUUGAAUCAAAGUUUGCCUUCUUCCGCGUGCGUAAAAAGUGGAAUAAUUCCAUAAGGCAUAACUUAUCAUUACAUCACUGUUUUCGAAAUCGAAAGCGCGAGGAGAAAGGCAAAGGCGGAUACUGGGAGUUAGGCGUAGAUCCAAAAAAAUGUGAUAGGAAACGCAUUCGAAAUCGUAAACCAGGACAAUCCAAACCGAUGUCAUCUUUACAAUUAGCUAAAAAUAAUAGUCCUCAGAAAACUCAGACUAACGUCAAGUGUACUAAAAAAGGAGGGGAAUCUAUUCAAAUGUGCCUUCCAAAUGAAACGCAGCAUGCGCAAUCAUAUAGUUAUAUCGCUGCUGAUAACAUUAAAGAAUUAAAUUUAGUGGACAAACAAGCAACUGUUUCAGACGGCUCAAAUGCUCUUGAACUAUCAUUUCCAUUUACUGCCCGUCAGAAUAUUUAUAGACCUCUAUGCUCUAACGAAUCUCCCAUGUCGAUUAAUGCCGAUGAGCUACAAGAUCAAUAUGAGCGCGGAACCAUUAUAAUUCGAAGAUCUGGCGACACUUUAUGUCUAAAUGACAUUUUUAUCAACAAAUUCAAUAACAUAAAUAUGAUUUAUUCUCAAGAUGAGAUUCCAACGCUCAGUGAAAAUGUUAUUAUAUCAUCACAAAUGUCAGCUGUACUGGAUGUAAACAAAGAUUCGACGAUAACUCCUGCGAUUUCUCUCCCCGAGAUUUCUAAUGUACUGCCCACUAAUUGUGAUUAUUCAAGCUUUCGGUCUUAUAUAAAUGGCGAGGAUGACUCUUUUAAUUAUAUUCAUUCCACUGAGCUGAAUCGCAACGAGGAUAUCUUAAGUAAUUUGCUUGACUUGUGUGUUCGCGACUUUUGAUGUGGUAGUCAUAAAUGUAAACUUUACUAUUAUAUACUUAAAUUAAAGUCUGGAUGAUAUUUUAGACCGCUUUACAUGUAAACUGUAUAUGUUAAUCAAAAUACGAGAAUAAAUCAUUUCUAACUUCGACAGAUGAGACACCAUUUAAUUCAUGUUCAAUU
Messenger RNA from Drosophila nasuta, 7559 nucleotides. Its product is annotated as forkhead box protein N4. The record is from RefSeq and is a predicted model, not a curated record. Gene Ontology annotation, molecular function: DNA-binding transcription factor activity, RNA polymerase II-specific; RNA polymerase II cis-regulatory region sequence-specific DNA binding; calcium ion binding. Gene Ontology annotation, biological process: anatomical structure morphogenesis; regulation of transcription by RNA polymerase II; cell differentiation. NCBI's taxonomy places the organism in Eukaryota, Metazoa, Arthropoda, Insecta, Diptera, Drosophilidae. The transcript is spliced from 13 exons. Bases 490 to 7398 code for a protein of 2302 amino acids.